GAACAGCUGAUUGCAGUAAGCAGUACUGCCAACUGCUGCGUGUGAAAAGUUGUUGUGACGUGUUUGGGUAUAUUUUCCUCGCAUUUUAUUUACAUUUUUCCAGGAAAAUAGCCCAAAUAGCAUCUGGAAAUGAUACACAGCCUGUUCAUAAUCAACUCCAGCGGGGAUGUUUUCCUGGAAAAACAUUGGAAAAGUGUCGUUCCACGCUCAGUCUGUGACUACUUCCUGGACAUCCUGCGCGCCAAGCCCAAUGACAUUCCACCCAUAAUAGCCACUCCUCAUCACUAUCUCACGUGCAUCCAAAGGGGAGGAGUGUACCUUCUAGCCGUCUGUAAACAGGAGUUUCCUCCGCUCUUUGUCAUUGAAUUCCUGCACAGAGUCGUGGAUAUCUUCGAUGAUUACUUCUCCGAGUGCACCGAGACCACCAUCAAGGAAAACUACGUGGUGGUGUAUGAAUUGCUGGAUGAGAUGCUGGACAAUGGCUAUCCCUUGGCCACUGAGAGUAAUAUCCUCAAGGAGUUGAUUAAACCGCCAAAUAUCCUCCGGACAAUCGCCAAUACGGUCACCGGGAAGUCCAAUGUGAGUGGAACUUUGCCCUCUGGCCAGCUGUCAGCCAUUCCCUGGAGACGAACUGGCGUCAAGUACAACAACAACGAGGCGUACUUUGAUGUUGUGGAGGAAGUGGAUGCGAUCAUAGACAAAUCCGGCUCGACUGUCUUCGCAGAGAUUCAGGGCUACAUCGAUUGCUGCAUCAAGCUGAGCGGGAUGCCAGAUCUGACGCUGUCCUUCAUGAAUCCGCGUCUCUUCGACGAUGUCUCCUUUCAUCCGUGCGUCCGGUUCAAACGGUGGGAAUCUGAGCGGAUUCUGUCCUUCAUUCCGCCCGACGGCAACUUCCGCCUCAUGUCCUACCACAUUGGCACGCAGACAGUCGUCGCCAUUCCCAUCUACAUCCGUCACAAUCUCAUCCUGCGCAACGGGGAGCAGGGAAAGCUGGAUCUGACCGUGGGGCCAAAGACGACACUCGGCAGGACGGUUGAGAAUGUCAAAGUGGAGAUUUGCAUGCCGAAGGCCGUUCUCAAUUGCAUCCUAGUGGCCAAUCAGGGCAAAUACACCUUCGAUCCAGUCACCAAAAUCCUCCACUGGGACGUCGGCAGGAUCGACAUCACCAAGUUGCCAAAUAUUCGUGGAGCGAUCGCUGUUCAAGCGGGUUGUGCAUCCAUAGACACCAACCCGUUUAUCAAUGUACAGUUCACCAUUUCCCAGUUGGCUGUGUCCGGGCUGAAAGUAAACCGAUUGGACAUGUAUGGCGAGAAGUAUAAACCGUUCAAAGGCGUCAAGUACGUGACGAAGGCGGGUAAAUUUCAAAUUCGGAUGUAGUUUGAGUAAGAACGAAAAUCUUCAGAGAAAUCUCAUUCUUAUCGCUGUUCCGACAUCUCUAUUUUUCGAUACAAAUAAAUGGCUAAAUUAGGACAUCUAAA
Molecule: messenger RNA, 1478 nt
Organism: Phlebotomus papatasi
Lineage: Eukaryota; Metazoa; Arthropoda; Insecta; Diptera; Psychodidae
Gene: carmine
Product: AP-3 complex subunit mu-2
Exons: 3
Coding region: 130-1377 (415 amino acids)
Biological process (GO): intracellular protein transport; endocytosis
Cellular component (GO): cytoplasmic vesicle; clathrin adaptor complex
Source: RefSeq, a predicted model, not a curated record